Messenger RNA from Pyrus x bretschneideri (Chinese white pear), 1229 nucleotides. RefSeq names its product short-chain dehydrogenase TIC 32, chloroplastic. The record is from RefSeq and is a predicted model, not a curated record. The transcript is spliced from 8 exons. Bases 133 to 1092 code for a protein of 319 amino acids. NCBI's taxonomy places the organism in Eukaryota, Viridiplantae, Streptophyta, Magnoliopsida, Rosales, Rosaceae.
UGAGGAGGACGACAUAACAGGCUAAAGAGGCUCCCCGCAAGCAACCACCACCAAAGCAAAUAUAAGAACUUCACCAAAACUGCCACUAAAAAGUCACACUUUCUCAUCUCUUUGAGUGCAGAGACAGAGAGGAUGUGGUUCUUUAGAGGAAAAGGGCCAUCCGGGUUCUCGUCGUCGUCCACAGCAGAAGAAGUUACUCAAGGGAUUGAUGCCACUGGUCUCACCGCCAUUGUUACAGGAGCAUCGAGUGGUAUUGGCACUGAAACUGCACGCGUUCUUGCACUGCGCGGUGCCCAUGUGGUUAUGGCAGUGCGGAAUGUGGCUGCCGGUAAAGAUGUAAGAGAAGCAAUAGUGAAGCAAAUUCCCACUGCCAAAGUUGAUACCAUGGAAAUGGAUCUCACUUCCUUAUCAUCCGUGAGAAAAUUCGCAUCGGAUUUCAAGUCCUCCGGACUUCCUCUCAACAUCCUAAUUAACAAUGCAGGAGUUAUGGCAACCCCUUUCUUGCUUUCUAAGGACAAAAUCGAACUUCAGUUCGCGACAAACCACGCAGGUCAUUUUCUUUUGACAAACCUUUUGUUGGAUACUAUGAAGAAAACAGCACGCAAAAGCAGCAAACAAGGGAGAAUUGUAAAUGUGUCCUCAGAAGCUCACCGCUUUCCAUAUCCUGAAGGAAUUCGUUUUGAUAAGAUUAACGACCAAGCAGGGUACAGAAGUUAUCUUGCAUAUGGCCAAUCAAAGCUUGCUAACAUUUUGCAUGCUAACGAGCUUGCAAGACGUUUAAAGGAAGAAGGGGCAGAUAUAACAGCAAACUCACUUCACCCUGGAGUAAUUGCUACCAAUCUUUUCCGUUAUAACAGCGCUAUUAACGGUAAUCACUUCACUAAAUGGCUUGUUAACGUGCUUGGUAGAGCUUUGCUUAAAAAUGUUCAGCAGGGAGCAGCAACGACGUGCUACCUGGCACUGCAUCCGCAAGUCAAGGGGGUGACCGGCAAAUAUUUUGCCGAUAGUAACCUAUCCAAGACAACUCCACAAGGGCAAGAUGUGGAGAUGGGAAAGAAGCUAUGGGAUUUCACCAUGGAUUUGACUAAAUGAGAGAGAGAGAGAGAGAGAGAGAGAGAGCCACUUUGAGGCUGAAAAGUUUACAAGGUGAAUGAUAGUAUCCAAUAAUGUUGUGAAUCAGAAGUUGAGAGUAUUGCUUGAAGGUGAAUAAACUCCCUUUCUGCUUGAAA